AAUUACACACGACACACGGUUUUUUGAUAAUGUUGAGGGAUUGCCUAAAACGUUGAGGGAUAUUAUUAAUUAAAUUGUAUAAUGACUGAAGAUCAAGAUGCAAAAGAUUCGCAGUCAGAUUCGGGCAGUAAAACCUUUAUUAAUAAGAACAAGGACAAGAAAACAAAAACCCAACGGCCGCUGACCAAAAUUAUACUUCGGCGGUUACCGCCUACUAUGACUGAGGAGGCGUUUUUGGAGCAGGUUUCGCCGAUACCUGAACAUGACCAUUUCUAUUUUGCUAAGCCAGACCCUUCGCUUGGCAAUAACCUAUAUUCCAGAGCUUACAUAAACUUCGUUAAUGUUGACGAUAUUUACUUAUUUAGAGAUAAAUUCGAUGGAUAUGUAUUUCUAGAUGAAAAAGGUGUAGAGUAUGUGGGUAUAGUGGAGUAUGCCCCGUUCCAAAGAAUACCCAAGAAAAAAAAGAAGAAAGACCCCAAAUGUGGUACCAUAGAGAGUGACCCCAUCUAUCAAGACUUUGUUGAAAGUCUCAAAAAAGAUCCUGAGACUGAAAAUCAACCAAAACUUGAAUAUUCAUAUCCUGUUAAUGAUUCCAAUGACAAGAAAGUACAAUCCACUCCAUUGCUGGAAUACCUUGCUGCGAGGAAGCAGGAUAAGCGAGGAAGAGAUGAGCGUCGCAGGAGAGAGAAUGACAAGAGGAAAAUGAGGAUAGAAAGGAAAACCAAAGACUCUAUUAAGAGACCUGGUGAUAUAUCAGAAGACGAGAACUUCAAUGACAAUAUAGAUUACUAUGACAACAAAUAUAACAAUCACAGUUUCUGGUACGGAGAGCAAAGAAUAUAUCAUAAAAGUAAAGUGAAAUGUGCAGUCUCCAAGUCUGAACUAAAGAGUAUUCAUGGUUCUGAUGAGUUUAUCAGUACCGACUCUGAUUGGGACAGCCACUUCCCCGCCCUGUCUACCAAGACCCACAACACAUUCACACUAACCUCUGGUAAAUUCUGCGAUAAGAAAGAAACACAAGAAGGUAGCCAGAAAAGUGGUGGUGACACUUGUUUCAAGGAGGAAGAGACUGCAGAAGGUGAAGUUAAAAAGAUCAAAUCCAGAGAAUGGGAAAAAGAAAAAGCAAGUGAUGCCAGGGAUGACCAGGUGAAGUCUGAUGGGAAAGAUGGAUCUGUAUUUGAAUCUAAAUCAUAUAGAGACCAGCGCAAGACUGGUGCUACUGUUGUUAGCGACAAAAAGAAAAAACCUGAUUCUGAUAAAAGAGACGCCAGAGACGACGACCAGGUCGAGGACGACGACAUGGGAUACAAGAAAGAUAAACGGGAGAAUACUAAAUUCAGUAAGGAGUCACCCCGCGAGGUGAAGAGUAAAAAGUAUAGUGACACUAGGAAAGAGAGAAUAAAACAAACUGAAGUUGGGAAAUCAGACAAACAAUCAGCUAUAAACAAAAUCAUGUCUUCUGACAAUAAAGUUAAGUCUAUAAAUCAUGACGACAUCAAACCAUUCACACAACUGCCGCACGUAAAGACUGACGACUUGACUAAGAUCAUCGAGGGAAUGGACAAGAAAGUGAAGCUCAGUGAUAGUAGUAAGGAGUCCAAUGAUGACUCAAUCUCCAAGAGCUCCCCUGUAGGUGUGUCAAAGAUGAGGAGGAAUAGCUUGGAGUCUGGGGAAAUGCCUGUCAAAGAUGAUUUAGUUUUGAAAAGGCAAAAUUCUCUGGACGACAGAAGCAAAUCAACUGACAGGGAGGGUUCGGAGGAGAAGGAGAAGAGUGAGAGUGGCGAUCGUCGUACGGAAAGGAGAAUUAGGAAUAAGGAUCGUCCAAGCCUCGUGAUCUACCAGCCGGGAAUGGGGAAGUUCAGCAAGCAGCGCCUGGCCAAGGAGAAGGACACGCCGCCGCCCGCCAAAAGUAUAAACGAUAGUGAGAAGAAAGACACCUGAAGCCAAUGUCACGCUACCCUAAACUUGGACAACAUUCAACGGAAUUACCCUGAAGCUGGCAUUCAAUACGUGUCCUGGCAGACUCAGUAGAUGAGGACACUUGAAUGUGCCAACUGAAGGAACCACUGUUCGUGUUUACUCAGCUGUUGUUUUUAUUGAUUUGUUUAGUUUACAUUCAUUUCGAUUGAGUUGGAGAUGUUUUAACAUUACAAAAAAAUCAACAUAGCAUUUAAUGCAACAUAUUUUUAGCUUGUGACGAUUUAAUUCAGUUUGUUAAUUUCAUUUAAAUAUAAUUAAUUUUUGAAAUGGGG
This is a messenger RNA of Spodoptera litura, 2252 nucleotides long. RefSeq names its product UPF3 regulator of nonsense mediated mRNA decay (gene Upf3). The record is from RefSeq and is a predicted model, not a curated record. Gene Ontology annotation, cellular component: nucleolus; cytoplasm. Gene Ontology annotation, biological process: nuclear-transcribed mRNA catabolic process, nonsense-mediated decay; positive regulation of translation. Lineage: Eukaryota; Metazoa; Arthropoda; Insecta; Lepidoptera; Noctuidae. Gene Ontology annotation, molecular function: mRNA binding.